Molecule: messenger RNA, 487 nt
Organism: Erpetoichthys calabaricus (reedfish)
Lineage: Eukaryota; Metazoa; Chordata; Cladistia; Polypteriformes; Polypteridae
Product: lymphocyte antigen 6D-like
Exons: 4
Coding region: 47-463 (138 amino acids)
Source: RefSeq, a predicted model, not a curated record
CGAGACGAGGCUCAGAAUUAAGCUUCAUGUCGAUGACGGCGCCGCGAUGACUCUGCUGUGGGCUCUGCUGUGGGCUCUGAUCCCUGCAGGGUCAUCUCUGCUGUGCAAUGACUGCUCCUCUGACUCCUGGGAUUCCUGCCAGAUCACAAGCUGUCCCGUUUACAGCCGGGCGUGUGCCACCUUUCACCAGGUCCAGAACAUCUAUGGCAAUGCGACCUCUUUGUUCCAGAGGUUCUGCACCAACUCAAAGACGUGCUAUGAAUCCUUCUCCAUCAACAAUGGAUAUGAGAGCUUCAGGCAGGCCUCUGAGUGCUGCAGCUCUGAUUUGUGUAACACUGGGACCCCGGCAGUGAAUCUGUCUACAAACGGACUGGUAUGCUGUGCAGGGUCUGUCCCAAACUGCCAAACCACAGUGCAAUGUGUCGGUGAUGAAGAGUACUGCUUCACCACACAGAGUGAGUAAUUUGUAUGGCUGGAUUGUCAGUCU